GUUGAUAUCACUGGAGAUCCAGAGAAAUCAAGGUUGGAGGUGUUUGCACAAGCCAAUAACAGUUUGGCAGGGAAUCCAUAUUCUGUUCUUAGUCCUGAUCAAAAUGAUAGUGCAGACAGUGACAAUGCAAGUGAAGCAGCUGAAAGUGUCCUUGCCAUCUCAGCCUUCAACAACCACCAAUAUUUUGAGCUGGAACAAAGCAUGAGUGUCAUUUUGGAAGAACUCCACAGGAGUCAGACAUGUCCAGUGAAGAGGUUGUGAAAGAACAUAGUGAGUCUGGCGAGUGGAGUUUAGGUGAAAAUGAACCGUAUGAGACUACUGAUGGUACUCAACAUUUUAAUGAAGCUAGCAUGGACAUCAGCUCUGAGGAAGAGGAGAGGACACUGACAAUGAUUGAUCCUCUAUAUGGUGACAGUUUUGUCAGUAGCCAAUCCAAUGAGGAUGAAUGUGUAGCUGGUGAUGAGCCUGGUCCACAGCCAGAGGAGCAGGUGGUUGAAGGCUCAAAGUCAGUAGAGAAAAACAAAGAGAAAACCUUGAAAAAGCUAGAAGAAGCAUUUUCUCAGUUGACUGAUGUGAAAGACCUGAAGGCAUACCUUGCUUUAUACUCGCGCAUGAGGGUGAUU
This is a messenger RNA of Stylophora pistillata, 623 nucleotides long. RefSeq lists its product as uncharacterized. The record is from RefSeq and is a predicted model, not a curated record. Lineage: Eukaryota; Metazoa; Cnidaria; Anthozoa; Scleractinia; Pocilloporidae.